This is a messenger RNA of Patella vulgata (common limpet), 3731 nucleotides long. Its product is annotated as acyl-CoA dehydrogenase family member 10. Bases 138 to 3323 code for a protein of 1061 amino acids. The record is from RefSeq and is a predicted model, not a curated record. Gene Ontology annotation, molecular function: oxidoreductase activity, acting on the CH-CH group of donors; flavin adenine dinucleotide binding. The transcript is spliced from 22 exons. Lineage: Eukaryota; Metazoa; Mollusca; Gastropoda; Patellidae.
CAAGUGGAAGUAAACAUAAACGGUGCAAAGUUCAACAGAUUUUGUUUUGGAACAGAAUUUUGUCUUGUCAUUUGAAGGUAUACUUUUGAUCGGUCCAUUUUUGAUUAAGAUUAUAACUCAAGUGAUAUUGAGAUGAUAUGAUGUUAAGGGUUCUGAAUCAGAUGUCACAACAUUCCAGAAAUAUUAGAACAACAAUAUCAACACGCCAAUUGUCAGUUACACCACAACUCAUGUCAUCAAAAGAUGAUAAAAUGGCUUCUAGAAAAACUAAAGCUGUAAUAUUUGAUAUGGGAGGUGUUGUUUUACCAUCACCACUACAAGCAUUUAAAGAUUUUGAGAGAAAGAAUAGUUUACCUGCGGGGUUUGUUGUAAGUUUAAUUGUGAACGGAGGUGAAAAGAAUGCUUGGUGUCAACUUGAAGAAGGUGUUUUAACAUUGGAUCAGUUUAGACAAGCUUUCAGCAAGGAAUGUUCGCAACAGGCUGGAAAAAAAAUAGAUGCAUCCGAUCUAACAAACAGCUUGACUAAUAUAAUUGCUGUUCAACCAUAUCCUCAAAUAACUGAUGCUGUUAAAUGUAUCCGAGCAGAGGGUCUUAAGACAGCAUUAUUGACUAACAAUUGGUUUACUAAUAACAGUAAAACUGAGAGUCUAGUACCCGUGGAUAGGUCUCUAUUUGAUGUGGUUGUUGAAUCUUGUGUAGAAGGAGUACGGAAACCAAAUCCUAGAAUAUUUGAAAUAUGUUUGGAUCGUCUAAAUAUAAAACCAGAAGAGGCUGUGUUUUUAGAUGAUAUUGGUCAGAAUGUGAAAGCAGCUAAGCAACUUGGUAUUAAUACAAUUAAGGUAACCGAUCCAGAUCAGGCAGUGAAAGAUUUAGAAUCAACACUGGGUUUAUCUUUGAACCAUUUUGUAGAAGGUACAGAAACAGUACCAAAACAUCUCAAUAUUCCUGUGGAUAAUUUGGUUAAUUUUAUUCAGUCUAAUCUGGGUCUCAGUUCUGCAGAUCCACCAAUAAUUCGUUGUUUUAAACAUGGUCAGUCGAAUCCUACAUAUUAUAUUAAUUAUGCUGGAACAGAAAUGGUGCUCAGAAAAAAACCUCCUGGUAAACUACUGCCAUCAGCUCAUGCUGUAGAUAGAGAAUAUCAAGUUAUGAAAGCUUUAGGUAGUCAAGGUGUACCAGUACCAGAGAUGUUAGCUUUCUGUGGUGAUGACAGUGUAAUAGGUACACCAUUUUAUCUAAUGAGAUAUAUGUCUGGUAGAAUCUUUAAAGAUCAUCUAUUAUCCUCUCUACCAAUUAGUGAGAGAAGACCUAUAUAUAGUAAUAUGAUAGACAUACUAUGUAAAAUACAUUCAGCUAAUAUAGAGAAAGCUGGCCUCUCAUCUUACGGUAAACAAGGUAAAUAUGUAGAAAGAAAUUUCAAGAGAUGGGCGAAGCAGUAUGAAGCUAGUAAAACACAUGAUAUACCCUCCAUGAAUAAGCUGAUUGAAUGGAUUCCUAAAAACCUUCCACAAGAUGAAAGAGUGACAGUAGUUCAUGGAGAUUUCAGAUUGGAUAAUCUCAUUUUUAAACAGUACAAUAAUGAUAUUAUAGCUGUCUUAGAUUGGGAGUUAUCUACCCUGGGUGAUCCGCUAACAGAUCUGUGUACAUGUUGUUUGGCAUACUAUAUGCCACCUGGUUUCCCAUUGAUACAAGGUUUUAGUGAAACUAAUUUAAAAGAACAUGGAAUGCCUUCAGUAGAGGACAUACUACAUCAGUAUUGUCAGACAAUGAAAAUACCACCAAUUCAAAAUUGGGAUUUCUACCUUGCUUUCACAUUCUUCCGAUUUGCUGCCAUCUUACAGGGUGUUUAUAAAAGAGCUGUGUCAGGCCAAUCAAGUUCAGCUGAAUCAAAAUUUCUUGGCAGCUUUGCUGAGAAAUUAGCUGAUGUAGGCUGGAAUCUGGCUUUACAGAGUACAUCAGCAUCUAGAACAAGUGGAAUAACAGGGGGAACAACUCAAUCUCGUAAUUAUUCGACAUCAUCACGAUCUGUCAUGUCAUAUAUUAGUAGACCGAUGUCAUCGUCUUCACAUUCAAAUCAUGCUGCUCAGAUGCCAAUUAGUGUUGCUGGUUUAUCACCCAGAGUACAAGAUCUGCAUCAACGUGUUAAAACAUUUAUAGAUGAAAAAGUCAUCCCACUAGAAGCAGAUUUCCUGAAACAUCAACUCUCUAAAGAUAAAUGGAGUGUCUGGCCUCCAAUGGAAAACUUAAAGGCUGAAGCUAAAUCUGCUGGUUUAUGGAAUUUAUUUCUACCUGUAGAAUCUGAUCGUGAUGUAAAAUAUGGUGCUGGAUUAAGUAAUAUAGAAUAUGCUUUCUUAUGUGAACAAAUGGGUAGGAGUGCAAUAGCACCAGAGGCAUUUAACUGUAGUGCACCAGAUACAGGUAAUAUGGAGGUAUUAGUUAAAUAUGGUAAUGAAGAACAGAAGAAAGCCUGGUUACAACCAUUAUUAGAUGGUAAAAUACGGUCGUGUUUUGGUAUGACAGAACCAGCGGUAGCAUCAUCAGAUGCAACUAAUAUAGAAGCAUCUAUUAGGAGAGAAGGGGACUAUUAUAUUAUAAACGGCCACAAAUGGUGGACCUCAGGUGCAUCAGAUUCACGAUGUAAAAUGUGUAUAUUUAUGGGUAAAUCUGAUCGUUCUGUAUCUAAACAUCAACAACAGAGUAUGAUCAUCGUUCCUAUGGAUGCACCCGGUGUUACAAUUGUACGUCCACUAUUGGUCUUCGGAUUUGACGAUGCACCACAUGGACAUGCAGAAGUUACGUUUGAAAAUGUUCGGGUACCAGUUGGUAAUCUGUUAUUAGGUGAAGGUCGUGGAUUUGAAAUUGCUCAAGGUCGUUUGGGACCAGGACGAAUCCAUCAUUGUAUGAGACUAAUUGGUAUGGCUGAAAGAUCUCUCCAGUUAAUGGUGGAACGAACAAAAUCAAGAAUUGCCUUUGGUAAACCAUUAGCAACUCAAGGAACAAUACAAGCUGAUGUAGCUAAAUGUAGACUAGAAAUAGAACAGGCUAGACUUCUGGUACUAAAAGCUGCUCAUAUGAUGGACAUAUAUGGUAACAAGGUAGCUGCCCCUGAAAUAGCUAUGAUAAAAGUUGCUGUACCUAAUAUGGCACAAACUGUUGUAGAUAGAGCGAUUCAGAGCUACGGAGGAGCAGGUGUAUCCUCUGAUUUCCCAUUAGCAGGUUUCUUCAUGUGGGCUCGCGUUUUACGAAUUGCAGAUGGACCAGAUGAAGUUCAUCUUCGAUCAGUAGCCAGAAUGGAAUAUGCAAAAUCAGUUAAUUCAAAAUUGUAGUAAAUCGUUAAUUUGUAUAUCUUUGUUUCAACAAAUAAUGGCUCAAAAAGAGACUUAUAGAUGGUUUCCACUAUCAUAAGAUAUUAACAUGAUUUACCUGGUUUCCACUAUCAGAAGAUAUUAACAUGAUUUACCUGGUUUCCACUAUCAGAACAUAUUAACAUGAUUUACCUGGUUUCCACUAUCAGAACAUAUUAACAUGAUUUACCUGGUUUCCACUAUCAGAACAUAUUAACAUGAUUUACAUGGUUUCCACUAUCAGAACAUAUUAACAUGAUUUACCUGGUUUCCACUAUCAGAACAUAUUAACAUGAUUUACCUUAAUUACUGUAUUGACGCCAUCUGUUUGACUAUUAUUUUGUAAGAUGUGUGUACUCUCGUGUGAAAGAAAUUCUCUUCAACAAGGAA